GACGGAGCUGGCGGCCGGGCUGGAGGGGAAGAUGGCGGCGGAGAGGGAGCCCCCGCCGCUCGGAGAGACGCGGCCCAACGAGUUCGAGGAGCUGGAGGAUGGCGAGGACCUCUUCACCAGUACCGUGUCAACUCUGGAGGCCGCCGGUAUCGCACUCCAGAGCGGAGCCCCCGGCUCCCGCCCGAACCUCCGGCCCGGCCUCCGGCGGCAGCCCCGCCGCCCCUCUCUGUUCCGGGAGCGACGGCUCCUCAGCGCUGCCUUCGCGGCGGUCAAGUCCUUCAUCUCCAGAGCCAGCAAGUCUGCCUGCAGAAGACCUCAGCACAAACUCCAAUGGUCCAAAGCCUGCAGAAAUUAUGCUAGAUGAUGACAGAGAAGAUCUGUUUGCUGAAGCAACAGAAGAAGUUUCAUUGGACAGUCCAGAGAGGGAUCCAAUACUUUCACCAAAACCUACUCCUGCGGUCACUCCUGUAACACCUACUACAUUAGUAGCUCCCAGGAUGGAAUCGAAAAGUGUGACAACCCCUGUGAUUUUUGAUAGAUCCAGAGAAGAGAUUGAAGAGGAAGCAAACGGAGAUCUGUUUGAUAUAGAAAUCAAUGUAUCAGACCCAGAGAAAGUUGGAGAUGGCAUGAAUGCUUAUAUGGCAUACAGAGUAACAACAAAGACAUCACUUGCUAUGUUCCACAAAAAUGAAUUCUCUGUUAAAAGAAGAUUCAGUGAUUUUCUUGGCUUGCACAGCAAAUUAGCAACAAAGUACAUGCAUAUUGGUUACAUUGUGCCUCCAGCUCCAGAAAAAAGUAUUGUAGGCAUGACCAAGGUUAAAGUAGGCAAGGAGGAUUCUUCAUCUACUGAAUUUGUAGAGAAAAGAAGAGCAGCUCUAGAAAGGUAUCUACAACGAACAGUAAAACACCCAGCCUUGUUACAGGAUCCCGAUUUAAGACAGUUCUUGGAAAGUUCCGAGCUGCCAAGAGCAGUUAACACUCAGGCUCUGAGCGGAGCAGGAAUAUUGAGGAUGGUGAACAAGGCUGCCGACGCUGUCAACAAAAUGACAAUCAAGAUGAAUGAAUCGGAUGCAUGGUUUGAAGAAAAGCAACAGCAAUUUGAGAAUCUGGAUCAGCAGCUUAGGAAACUUCAUGCCAGUGUUGAAGCAUUAGUCUGCCACAGAAAAGAGCUUUCAGCCAACACGGCUGCCUUUGCUAAAAGUGCUGCCAUGUUAGGUAACUCCGAGGACCACACUGCUCUCUCUAGAGCUUUGUCGCAGCUUGCAGAGGUUGAGGAGAAGAUAGAUCAAUUGCAUCAGGAACAAGCUUUUGCUGAUUUCUAUGUGUUCUCAGAACUUCUUGGUGACUACAUUCGUCUCAUUGCUGCAGUGAAAGGUGUGUUUGAUCAUCGAAUGAAGUGCUGGCAGAAGUGGCAAGAUGCUCAGGUCACUUUACAAAAAAAACGUGAGGCUGAAGCAAAGCUCCAACUUGCAAACAAACCUGAUAAAUUGCAGCAAGCUAAAGAUGAGAUAAAAGAGUGGGAGACAAAAGUUCAGCAAGGGGAAAAAGACUUUGAACAGAUCUCCAAAACCAUUCGCAAGGAAGUGGGAAGAUUUGAGAAGGAACGAGUCAAAGACUUUAAAACUGUUAUUAUCGAAUACUUAGAGUCAUUAGUGCAAACACAACAGCAGCUAAUAAAAUACUGGGAGGCAUUCCUGCCUGAAGCCAAAGCCAUCGCCUAAAACAAUAUUCCAAAUAGGAAGACAAUGGGGAUGUUUGUUCUGGAUAAAACUAAAUUCCACAGUGAAAUCACUUUAAAUCAUCUAAAUAAACCACUAUAUAUUUUAUGAAUUAA
Messenger RNA from Colius striatus (speckled mousebird), 1834 nucleotides. It is a transcript of the gene SNX2, whose product is annotated as sorting nexin 2. Gene Ontology annotation, cellular component: endosome membrane; endosome; retromer complex. Gene Ontology annotation, molecular function: phosphatidylinositol binding. The record is from RefSeq and is a predicted model, not a curated record. Lineage: Eukaryota; Metazoa; Chordata; Aves; Coliiformes; Coliidae. The transcript is spliced from 16 exons. The coding region runs from base 99 to 1721 and encodes 540 amino acids. Gene Ontology annotation, biological process: intracellular protein transport; early endosome to Golgi transport.